Messenger RNA from Ipomoea nil (Japanese morning glory), 526 nucleotides. RefSeq lists its product as uncharacterized. NCBI's taxonomy places the organism in Eukaryota, Viridiplantae, Streptophyta, Magnoliopsida, Solanales, Convolvulaceae. The coding region runs from base 11 to 439 and encodes 142 amino acids. The transcript has 2 exons. The record is from RefSeq and is a predicted model, not a curated record.
UCUUUUCAAUAUGAUAAAUGAACUUCCUACCAUUUUAGAAGUUGUGUCUGGGAAAGCUGUGGAACCACCAAAACACAACCCAAAGCUGCUCAAUGAUGACACCCAGCAGCCAAAGAGAAAAUGGUCAACACCACAGCCAAGAAAUUGGAAAGACGAGGCAAUAGUGCGUGGAAAAUCAUUGCUUCGGCCGAGUGGUCCAGCAGCCCCCGCGAUGGCUUCCUCUCAGGCCCGGGUCUUUCCCGUUCAGUUUGAGGAUCCUUCAACACUACUGGCUUCUCAUAGGCAGAUUGCAGCUUCUCUUCAGGCUACCAUUACUGGUCUGGAGAAUCUCUUGGGUACCCACUUGAAUGAAAUAGCACGAUUGGAAGGGAUGGCUCGAAUUCUUGCCAACAACCGCACCUCGGAUUCUCACAAUGAUGCUUCCACUGACUCGGACUAGCCCUCUCUAUUAUGAUGUUCGCCAUUCAUUGUCAAUUUGUUUGUUCUUUCCAUUUGAUGAAAUGCCUCAAGUUCACCAAGGAUAAGA